This is a messenger RNA of Cuscuta campestris, 3604 nucleotides long. NCBI's taxonomy places the organism in Eukaryota, Viridiplantae, Streptophyta, Magnoliopsida, Solanales, Convolvulaceae. The record is from the annotation of a GenBank genome assembly.
AAGGAUGCUUUGGGAGGACUCUCACUUGAUGGGUUUAUAUCACUGGUGUGUAUGAUAGAUGAUUAUAAUACUAUGGGGUGAUGAUUGAUAUUCCUGAAUGGCAGGUUAAUGGUUGAUCCACUAUUAAAAGUCAUUAAAAAUUGAGAGUUUGUAACCAUAUUGAGCAGUACAAAAUGGUGAAGAAUGUAGGUUGGUUAUACCUGAAAUUAUGUUGUAGUUCUCAUUAUAAUUGGUGUCAACCUAUUAUUAGUAGUAUUAGUAGUUUAUUACCCACUCUAUCCUAGAAAAAGAGUCCUCAUUUCCUUUCAAGUUUACAUACCACAAAAACAACAACAUUACCCAAGUGGUCAAAGACUCCCGCUCAUCACUUGGUGUGGGGGGGUUGGAUGUACGCAGCCUGAACCCUAAUCUUAGGAACAUACAAAGGCAAUGCUGCCACCAGACAUAGAUCAAAAUACAGUAUGUCAAGUUGGCAUGACCACAAGUAUCCUUCCACACAAUCUUGGAGAGCUUGUUGAUGCAAUGUCUUCCUUAAUUCAUAACCCAGAAGUAACAUUUACAUACCACAAAAACAACAUUACCCCAGUGGUCAAAGUCUCCCGCACAUGGCUAGGUGAAGGGGGGGGGGGUUGGAUGUACGCAGCGUGACCCCUAAUUUUAGGAACAUACAAAGGCAAUGCUGCCACCCGACAUAGAUAAAAAUACAAGCCAUCUUUACUCCGUGUUACAGUCCCGAAUCUGCUUCUGAAUGGUGCCUUUGGAAUUGCGGUUGGCAUGACCACAAGUAUCCUUCCACACAAUCUUGGAGAGCUUGUUGAUGCAAUGUCUUCCUUAAUUCAUAACCCAGAAAAUUUGAAUCCUAGUAGUAAACAACUUCCUCAGUCCCACUUUGUUUGUUUCAUUGUAGUUUACAUACCACAAAAACAACAACAUUACCCCAGUGGUCAAAGUCUCCCACUCAUGGCUAGGUGGGGGGUGGGGUUGGAUAUACGUAGCUUGACCCCUAAUCUUAGGAACAUACAAAGGCAAUGCUGCCACCAGACACAGAUCAAAAUACAGUAUGUCAUCUAUACAACGGCAAUGCUGCCACCAGACAUAGAUCAAAAUACAGUAUGUCACGUCUGAUAUGAUGAUUAACAGGUUGAUUUUGUCCCGAAUUUUGACAACUCACAAACAUAGCCAUCUCUAUUCCCUGCUAGAAUCCCGAAUCUUCUUCUGAAUGGCGCCUCUGGAAUUGCGGUAAUCGUUUACAUACCACAAAAACAACAUUACCCCAAUGGUCAAAUUCUCUCGCUCAUGGCUAGGUGAAGGGGGGGGGUUGGAUGUACGCAGCGUGACCCCUAAUCUUAGGAACAUACAAAGGCAAUGCUGCCACCAGACAUAGAUCAAAAUACAGUUGGCAUGACCACAAGUAUCCUUCCACACAAUCUUGGAGAGCUUGUUGAUGCAAUGUCUUCCUUAAUUCAUAACCCAGAAUUUACAUACCACAAAAACAACAUUACCCCAUUGGUCAAUGUCUCCCGCUCAUGGCUAGGUGAAGGGGGGGUUGGAUGUAUGCAGCGUGACCCCUAAUUUUAGGAACAUACAAAGGCAAUGCUGCCACCAGACAUAGAUCAAAGUAGAGUAUGUCAUCUAUAUUACAUGUUAAUUAAAAGUUUCUUACUUCUGAGUUCUGAGUUGGUCACGUCUGAUAUGAUGAUGAAAAGGUUGAUUUUGUCCCGAAUUUUGACAACUCACAAACAGAGCCAUCUCUACUCCCUGCUAGAAUCCCCAAUCUGCUCUAAAUGGUGCCUCCGGAGUUGCGGUUGGCAUGGCCACAAAUAUCCUUCCACACAAUCUUGGAGAGCUUGUUGAUGUAAUGUCUUCCUUAAUAUAUAACCCAGAAGUAACGGAACAUACAAAGGCAAUGCUGCCACCACACAUAGAUCAAAAUACAGUUGAUUUUGUCCCGAAUUUUGACAACUCACAAACAUAGCCAUCUCUACUCCCUGCUAGAAUCCCGAAUCUGCUUCUGGAUGGUGCCUCUGGAAUUGCGGUAAUCGUUUACGUACAACAAAAACAACAACAUUACCCCAGUGGUUAUAGUCUCACGCUCAUGGCUGGGUGGGUGGAGGGUUGGAUGUUCGCAGCUUGACCCCUAAUUUUAGGAACUGUUGCAUGGGAACUGAGGCUUGAAUUUCAUUUUUCCGGCCAACUUAUGUAAUAUUUUCAAUAAUUAAUUCUUUUGUCGUGUAGUUUUAAAAGUACAUUAAGGAUAUUUUAAUUGCUGGCUAAAUCCAUUGCUUAAUUUCAUCUGGGGAAGAUAUAUUGUUCAAUGUUUUCAAGUAUGGGAUGUUGAAACACGGGCAUGUCACGUUUUCGUACUAAAGCCGUGUUUGUUUUUGUGACAGGUUUUGAUAAUGCCAAACCGCCGUGAUCAAGUCAAACUUUGAAUAUACAAGGCGAAGAAGGAAGACAAGAACAAGAGCUAAAAGAAGACCAAGAACGAAGACCUUAGUCUUAGUGUCGUUGAGUCGGUCUUCAUUGUGAUCAAGACCGACCCAACCUUUACACCUUGGCUCUUUAGGCUAAAACCCUUCAUUGCAUUUCUUAAAUCAUAAAAAUGUUUUUCAAACAAGUUUAAAUCAUCAAAAACACUUGGUGUUCGCCCAAACCAAAAACCAAGUCAUCCGGCGUUCGGGUUUCAGAAACCGGCGUUCGGCUCUCGGUUAUCGGCUAUGGUUUUUGGGGUCCGAACCAACCAAGUGGUUUUCAACUUUUUAUGAUUGGUUUUCACUCUUUGGCAUGUUUAAACGGUUCUCCAACAAAAACACCUUGAAAACCAUCUUUCGCUUUUGGUCGUUUGACAAAAAUCAUUCAAAACGGCAUAAACUUGGCUAGCCGUGGUUUUCACUCAAAUGAAGUGGUUUUUAAAGUGUCUUACUUGAUUUCUUAGCCAAAUACAUCAAAUAAGUGUCUUAAACACUUGGUUUUUAUUUUGGAGAACUUUGAAUUUUUCGGUCGGGUUUCGCAUCCGUUGGCUAGGCCGUGGUUAAGGCAAAAACCAUGGGUUCUUGACUAACCACCCACCCAGCGAUGGGAAGAUCUUCCCAUCGAUGGGUAAGCGGCCCCUCAGCCAAACUAGUUUCAAGAACCAUGCCAAACAGCGAUGGGGAGUUCUACCCAUCGCUGUUAAAGCCUUGGUGCAAAAUUACCACAAGGCAGAACGACCUUGCCCAGCGAUGGGAAGCCUAUCCCAUCGAUGGGAACCCAGCGAUGGUAAGGGUAUACCAUUGAUGGGAAGGCAUGACCGUUGGUGGUCAUUAAAGGUUGAUUCUUUCCUUGUUUGGAAGUCAACCUCCCACCCAGCGAUGGGAAGCUUGUACCCAUCGAUGGGUAGGUGACCGUUGACUUCAGAACUGAAGAAAAAUUAGCUUACCAGCGAUGGUUGAAUCUAAACAUCGAUGGGAAGCCAAUAUUCUGCAGAUCCCAAAUCUUUUCAAUCCCAUAAAUCAAGCUAAUCACCCCUUUAAUGCAUUGGUACGUUGGAGCCCUCUUUGGCACUAUAAAAAGGGGUGUUUGGGUCUGCUUUUCUCACUAAUUCACUUCACAACAUCUAUACUUU